Messenger RNA from Exophiala xenobiotica, 4767 nucleotides. RefSeq lists its product as uncharacterized. Gene Ontology annotation, molecular function: protein binding; ATP binding; ATP hydrolysis activity. Bases 206 to 4666 code for a protein of 1486 amino acids. The transcript has 2 exons. Gene Ontology annotation, cellular component: chromosome. The record is from RefSeq and is a predicted model, not a curated record. Gene Ontology annotation, biological process: mitotic chromosome condensation. NCBI's taxonomy places the organism in Eukaryota, Fungi, Ascomycota, Eurotiomycetes, Chaetothyriales, Herpotrichiellaceae.
GACCCGCGCUGAAGCUCUUCACGAUCGAUGUCGAUACCCUGUAAGAGUGUGCACAAGUGUGGUACUUGGACCCCGUCAGAUUAUGUAAGCACGUCUGACCAGCUAGACCCGAUUAGGUCCCAUCAAAACAACCUCGCGGAUUCAGUCCUCACCUGCGUCGCUGCGAAACAGUCCAACAUCAACAUUGAAUGCGACAAUUGUCGACAUGUCAGCCGAAUCUCCUGCUCGACCGUCGCGCCGGGCCACGCGCAAAACCAUUGUUGUCGACGAAUCUGAGGAUGAGCUGAGUCUGAUCAAGGAGGACAACGAUGAAGAGUUCACACCGGCACCGAAGCGCAGUCCGCGCAAGUCAACAAGAAGACAGACGACGGCAAGCGUCAGCGCGACUCCGAAACGGUCGGCGAGAGCGCGUAAGGCCAAGACCGGCGAAGGAAUCGAGCCAACCCAGAUAUUCGACCCGGAAGAAAGCCUGGCACCCAGUGAACCUACUUCCCCAUCCAAGAGUCCCUCACCGCGAAAGCGAAAGAGUACCUCUCCUCGAAAAGGACGCAGAUCCUCUAUAGCUCCUCCAAUGCCUCCCUUGCCCACCGAAGACGCCUCCAUCUCGCCAAAUCUACCACAGACGCAAGCGACACCAUUGACGGACAUCACGAGCAAGGCAUUGAACAAGCAUGCCCCGCCAAAGUUGGCUCAGGAUAUUCUCAAGCCAGCGCCCCCAGUGGAAAUGGCCUUGGACAAGCCCAUGGACAUUGUCAUUCGAGCCAGAGCUCAGGCAAUACCGCAGGUGGAAGAGUCAACAGAACCAAAGUCAAGAAUGGUGAUCAGACAAUUGGUCAUGACAAAUUUCAAGAGUUAUGCUGGACGACAAGUGGUUGGGCCUUUCCAUCCUUCCUUCUCCGCUGUGGUUGGGCCGAAUGGUUCUGGCAAGUCUAAUGUCAUUGACUCGCUGCUCUUUGUCUUCGGGUUUCGAGCCAGCAAGAUGAGGCAGGGCAAGAUAUCAGCGCUCAUUCACAAUUCAGCACAACACCAAGACCUCGACUUUUGUGAAGUGGAAGUCUAUUUCCAAGAGAUCGUCGACUUACCCGGUGGCAAGCACGACAUUGUUCCGGACUCCCAGCUCGUGGUUUCGCGAAAAGCUUUCAAAAAUAAUACCAGCAACUACUAUUUGAACGGCAGGGCGACAAAUUUCACCACGGUGACGACAUUGUUGAAGGACAAGGCCAUCGACCUCGAUCACAAGAGAUUCCUGAUCUUGCAGGGUGAGGUCGAGUCGAUUGCUCAGAUGAAGCCGAAAGCAGCCAACGAGCAUGACGACGGGCUGCUGGAAUACCUCGAAGAUAUCAUAGGGACAUCCAAAUACAAGACCCCGAUUGAAGAAGCUGCAGUUGAGCUAGAAAGUCUGAACGAAGUCUGUAUCGAAAAGCAAGGACGUGUCCAGCAUGUUGAAAAGGAGAAAAACAGUCUCGAAGACAAGAAGAACAAAGCUCUGACGUUCAUUCGAGAUGAGAAUGAACUGGCGGAGAAACAAUCCUCUCUCUAUCAAAUUUACAUUGCUGAAUGUCAAGACAACGCCGCAGUUACGGAAGAAGCCAUCCAGCAGAUUCAGGAGCAACUCAAUGCUGAACUUGACAAACACACUGGAAGUGAAGAUGCUAUCAAAGAACUAGAGAAGGCUUACAACAAAGCUCUCAAGCAGUAUGAGCGCAUCGAGAAACAAGCGCAGGAGUUUUCAAAAGAGCUGGCCAAGUACGACAAGGAGAACGUCAAGUUCGAGGAGAAGCGCAAAUUCAUCAACGGGAAGCAGAAAAAAGCCGAGAAGCAAGCCACUUCAAGCCGCCUGACAGCUUCAGAAGCACAAAGCUUGGUCGAGAAACACACAGAUGAUAUUGAGAGGAAGAGCCGUGAGGUCGCCGAACUGGAGAAAGAGACACAGAAAGAAGAACAGGAACUCGCAGCGAUCCGCGACAACUUGAAAGGCAAGACACAAGGGUUAUCUGACCAGAUAGCAGCAAAGCAAAAGUCAUUGGAACCGUGGAAUGCAAAGAUGAACCAGAAGCAGUCCGAGAUCGCCGUGGCUCAAUCCGAGCUCGAUAUCUUGACAGAAAAAGCGAACAGUGGACAGAAGGCGAUUGAUCAGGCGAAGGAGAAGAUUGAGAGCAUUGAAGCCAAUCGAGCCGAAAAGCUGGAACAGAUUGAGCAGCGCAAGCAUGAAAAGGCCCGCCUGGAGAAGGAUGUUAGGAAGAUCCAGGACGCUCUACAGAAGCUGACCGCAAGCGAACCAGAAGUCAGAUCACAGAUUUCAUCAGCAAGACAGAAAGCUGAUGAAGCACGCGCCAGCCUCGCAAGCAGCCAAAAUCAAGGUAAUGUGCUCAAAGGAUUAUUGCGACUCAAAGACACGGGGCGAAUUGAUGGCUUCCAUGGUCGCCUUGGAAAUCUCGGUACUAUCGAUGAGAAAUUUGACGUCGCCAUAUCUACUGCUUGUCCGGCUCUGGAAAACAUGGUUGUUGACAACGUCGAAAUUGGUCAGCAAUGCAUCGAAUACCUGCGCAAGAACAACCUGGGACGUGCCAACUUCAUUCUGCUGGACAAAUUGGCACAACGGGAUCUAUCACCCAUCCAGACACCGGAAAAUGUUCCACGACUAUUCGACUUGAUCAAGCCCAAAGACGAACGAUUUGCGCCAGCAUUCUACAGCAUCAUGCAGAAUACACUUGUCGCCAAAGAUCUUGACCAAGCGAACCGCAUUGCCUAUGGUGCGAGGAGAUGGCGUGUGGUGACACUUGACGGCCAGCUGAUCGAUGUUUCCGGUACUAUGAGCGGUGGUGGCACUCGUGUAGCUCGCGGUGCGAUGUCGUCCAAGCCAGUUUCCGAAAUGACGAGAGAUCAGGUGCAGAAGCUGGAAAGUGAACGAGAUCAAUUAGAAAGGCAGUUUGAGACCUUCCAAACACGACAAAGAGAGCUCGAGGCAAGUUUGCAGGAGAAGCAAGAGGAGAUUCCCAGACUGGAGACAGUGAUCCAAAAGAUCAAUUUAGAGGUCGAGAAUUGCAGCAGGAACCUCACAGAUGCGCAAAAGCGGGUACAGGAUCUUGUGGCCGAGCUUGCUGGGACUUCUGCAGAUGAUUUGCAGAUCAAAGCACUUGAGAAGCAGAUUGCAUCCAUGAACAAGGAACUUGAGAAGCUUCACUCGGAGACUGCCAGCGUCGAAGGAGAGAUCCAGGCACUGCAAGACAAGAUUAUGGAGGUUGGAGGUAUUCAGCUUCGGACACAGAAGGCCAGAGUUGACGGGCUGAAAGAGCGAAUGGACAUGUUGCACGAUGACAUCUCCAAUGCCGAGAUUGCAAAGACGAAAAACGAAAAGCUCAAGGUCAAGAACGAAAAAGCCAGAGCUGAUGCUGAGAAAGAGCUUGAGACGUUGGCGAAAGAUUUGGAACGAUUGGAAGACGACAUUGAAAAGCACAAGACUGGCGCGGCCGAAUUGAGAGCUCGAACGGAACAUUCUCAGGAAGAGCAGGCGAUAAUGAAAGAAGAGCUUGGAACGCUGAAGAAAGAUCUCGAUGCCCAGACUUCAGACUUGAACUCGACUAGAGCUCUUGAGAUUGAGAUGAAGAACAAGCUCGAAGAGAAUCAGAAGGUUUUAGCAGACAACAACAAGAAGACCCGCUACUGGGCAGAGAAGCUCUCGAAGUUGGCAUUACAUGACAUUGCCGACCUGGAAGGUGUCCCCGAACGACAAGAAGAGCAGCAGCAACAACAGCAGCCGCUAGAUAAUGAGGAGGAAAUGCCGGAUGCUCCUCCUGAAGCAGAAUCAGAUCCAGACGCUAUGGAUGUUGACGAACAGGAGAAUCCUGAGGAACAACCAGAGCAGACGACUGACAGCCAACAGGCAAGACGAGAACUGCAGACUUUCACCCGGGAUGAACUCAGUGACAUGUCUAAAGAUCGCCUUGUCGCCUCGAUUGCAGCCCUGGAGGAGAAGGUCAGCAACGCAUCGGGCAUUGACCUAUCGGUGAUAGCCGAAUACCGUCGACGUUGCGAGGAGGUGGCCUCACGCACGAGCGACCUCAAAAGCGCCGUCAAGACACGAGAUGCCGCCAAAACGCGUCUCACUGACCUUCGAAAUCUUCGUCUUACCCAGUUCAUGACCGGCUUCACGACGAUCUCGUCGCACUUAAAGUCCAUGUACCAACUCAUCACCCUCGGCGGCAAUGCUGAGCUCGAACUUGUCGACAGUCUGGAUCCAUUCUCUGAAGGUAUUUUGUUCAGUGUCAUGCCCCCCAAGAAGAGCUGGAAGAAUAUUGGCAAUUUAUCCGGUGGAGAGAAGACACUGAGUUCUCUGGCAUUGGUGUUCGCACUCCAUGUCUACCGUCCGACACCGCUCUAUGUCAUGGACGAGAUCGAUGCUGCGUUGGAUUUCAGAAAUGUUUCGAUUGUUGCUGGCUACAUCAAAGAACGAACCAAGAAUGCGCAAUUUAUCGUGAUUUCACUGCGGAACAACAUGUUUGAACUUGCCGAACGACUCGUUGGGAUUUACAAGGUCAACCACAUGACGAAGAGUGUGACUGUAGAGAAUAGAGACUACCUCGCCAUGGGUAGGCAGCGGCAGAUCCAGGCUGCGCAGCAAGGUCAAGGCGGAGUAGGUGUUCCACGGCAAGAACAGAUUCGGUAGCUUUUUGAUUUGAGGCUUGGAUGGAAAGGUAUGUCAUGAUGUUAUGAGGCGUUGGGCCAUUGUUUAGCGAGCCUUGCAUAUUACUCAGAACAUAAUGAUAC